Molecule: messenger RNA, 7806 nt
Organism: Sus scrofa (pig)
Lineage: Eukaryota; Metazoa; Chordata; Mammalia; Artiodactyla; Suidae
Gene: MALT1
Product: MALT1 paracaspase
Biological process (GO): proteolysis; positive regulation of canonical NF-kappaB signal transduction; T cell receptor signaling pathway
Molecular function (GO): cysteine-type endopeptidase activity
Source: RefSeq, a predicted model, not a curated record
CCGCGCCGCUGGCUGGCCCGCCUGCUGCGCUUCCCAGGCAAACCUGUCUCAGUGGGGCGGGGAGCUGAGCUUCCUCCUCCGAGUGCGGUGCAGGCGCCGCCAGAUUCGUCCUUCCGCCCCUGCCUCCGCGGUGUCGCGGCGAGCGAGGGGGCGAGCGGAAGGUGCGCGAUGCGGCCCGCGGGAGCAGCGGCCAUAGCCGGGUCGCCGGCGCGGGACAUGUCGCUCUGCGGGGAACUGCUGCAGGCCCCGCCGUCCCUGGUCUCGCAGCCGCCAGCGGCCGCGCCCUCGGGGCCGCAGCUCAUUGCAGCGGCUGGCGCGACCCUCAACCGCCUUCCUGAGCCGCUGCUGCGGAGGCUCAGCGGGAGCUUGGACCGAGCGCCCGAGGGCCGGGGCUGGAGGAAGCUGGCCGAAGUGGCAGGGAGUCGGGGGCGCCUCCGGCUCAGUUGUCUCGACUUGGAGCAAUGUUCCCUGAAGGUCUUGGAGCCUGAAGGAAGCCCAAGCCUGUGUUUACUGAAGCUGCUGGGUGAGAAGGGCUGUACUGUGGUGGAGCUGAGCGACUUCCUGCAGGCCCUGGAGCACACCGAGGUUCUCCAACUUCUCAGCCCUCCAGGAAUCAAAAUCACUGUAAACCCAGAAUCCAAGGCAGUCUUGGCUGGAGAGUUUGUAAAACUGUGUUGCCGGGCAACUGGACAUCCUUUCGUACAGUAUCAGUGGUUCAAAAUGAAUAAAGAGAUUCCGAAUGGAAAUGCAUCAGAACUUAUUUUUAACACAGUGCAUGUGAAAGAUGCAGGCUUUUAUGUCUGCCGAGUUAAUAAUAAUUUCACCUUUGAAUUUAGCCAGUGGUCACAGCUGGAUGUUUGUGAUGUCACAGAAGUAACAGAAAGCUUCCGGAGAAGUAUCGAUGGCAUCUCUGAAUCCAAGCUGCAAAUCUGUGUUGAACCAAGGUCCCAAAAGCUGAUGCCUGGCAGCACGUUGGUCUUAGAGUGUGUUGCUGUUGGAAGCCCCAUUCCACACUACCAGUGGUUCAAAAAUGAAUCCCCACUAACACAUGAGACAAAAAAGCUAUACAUGGUGCCUUAUGUGGAUUUGGAGCAUCAAGGAACCUAUUGGUGUCGUGUAUAUAAUGAUCGAGACAGUCAAGACAGCAAGAAAGUAGAAGUCAUCAUAGGAAGAACAGAUGAGGCAGUGGAGUGCACUGAAGAUGAAUUAAAUAAUCUUGGGCAUCCUGAUAAUAAAGAGCAAACAGCUGAGCAACCUUUGGCAAAGGACAAGGUUGCUCUUUUGAUAGGAAAUAUGAAUUACUGGGAGCACCCCAAGCUUAAAGCUCCUUUGGUGGAUGUAUAUGAAUUGACCAACUUGUUAAGACAGCUGGAUUUCAAAGUCGUUUCCCUGUUGGAUCUUACUGAAUAUGAGAUGCGUAACGCUGUGGAUGAAUUUUUACUGCUUUUAGACAAAGGAGUCUAUGGACUGUUAUAUUAUGCGGGACAUGGUUAUGAAAACUUUGGGAAUAGCUUUAUGGUCCCUAUUGAUGCUCCAAAUCCAUAUAGGUCUGAAAAUUGUCUAUGCGUCCAAAAUAUAUUGAAAUUGAUGCAAGAAAAAGAAACGGGACUCAAUGUGUUCCUGUUGGAUAUGUGCAGGAAAAGAAAUGACUAUGAUGAUACCAUUCCAAUCUUGGAUGCACUAAAAGUCACUGCCAAUAUUGUGUUUGGAUAUGCCACGUGUCAAGGAGCAGAAGCUUUUGAAAUACAGCAUUCUGGAUUGGCAAAUGGAAUCUUCAUGAAAUUUUUAAAAGACAGAUUAUUAGAAGAAAAGAAAAUUACUGUGUUACUGGAUGAAGUUGCAGAAGAUAUGGGUAAAUGUCACCUGACCAAGGGCAAGCAGGCUCUAGAGAUUCGAAGCAGCCUAUCUGAAAAGAGAGCACUCACUGACCCGAUACAGGGGACGGCGCAUUCUGCAGAAUCCCUGGUGCGGAACCUCCAGUGGGCCAAGGCGCACGAACUUCCGGAAAGUAUGUGUCUUAAAUUUCACUGUGGUGUUCAGAUUCAAUUAGGAUUUGCAGCCGAGUUUUCCAAUGUCAUGAUAAUCUAUACAAGUAUAGUCCACAAACCACCCGAUAUAUUAAUGUGUGAUGCCUAUGUCACCGAUUUUCCACUUGACCUAGAUAUUGAUCCAAAAGAUGCAAAUAAAGAGACACCUGAAGAAACUGGCAGCUAUUUAGUAUCAAAGGAACUUCCCAAGCAUUGCCUCUAUACCAGACUCAGCUCCCUGCAAAAAUUAAAGGAACAUCUUGUCUUCACAGUAUGUUUAUCAUAUCAAUACUCAGGAUUGGAAGAUACCAUAGAGGAAAAGCAGGAAGUGAAUGUCGGGAAACCUCUCAUUGCUAAACUGGACAUUCAUCGAGGCUUAGGAAGGAAGACCAGCUUCCAAACUUGUAUCAUGUGUAACGGCCCUUACCAGAGCUCUGCAUCCACAUCAGCAGGAGCCGCCCAUUAUCAUUCAUCUCAAGACUCAUUCUGUGGUGUUUACCAUUCACAUCUUAGUAACUCAAGCAAUGCUAUGCCGUCAGAUAGCUGUCAGUGCAGCCGAACUGCAGAUGCCUUUAUUUCAAGUCAUCAUACCCACCAUUAUUCAUGUCAGUUUGGCAGAAGUAAUGUGCCAGUAGAGACAACUGAUGAAAUACCAUUCAGUUUCUCUGAUGGGCUCAGAAUUUCUGAAAAGUGACCUCUUUGUUUUGAAAGUUAUCAUAAUCACUAGAUAUCUAACAGUACUCAAAUGAGUGAGGUAUUGUAAAAAGAGCAAAGUAACAGCUGUUACAUGGCAAACUCAGGACUUUGAGAUGUAAAUUCUAUUAUUUAACUACAGACUUCCUCUAAAAUUUUGUGAAUUGGUUGAUUUGUUCUGUAAGUAUGAAGUAUGGAUGUGUAUACGUUUGUGUAUGUAACAAAAAUGUUUUCAUUUUGACCACUUUGAAGAACAGUAGGAAUGGCAUUACUGUAGAACCAGAAAAAGAACGUUGAUGGUCAUCAAACUUAACCUGAUUUCAUCAGUGGAAGAAGCAGAUUGAGGAGCCUUGUUUGAGUUAGGGCUAGCAUCAGAAACGAUACCUCCAGGUUUCUCUUCCUGUGUUUGUUCCACUACAUACUGCCUUCCUGACAGGUUCUGAGAUAGAUAUUAUUUUUGUACAUAGUUUUAAAGAUAGAUAUGUAAAUAUGCAUAUCUAUGUAUAAUCUAAAAAUGUAUGAACUUUAGUUUGUGAUUAUAGGACUUAGCUGCAAAUGCCAGUUAAGAGGUUUGUAUAUAAAUCUUACAUAGAGCAGGCUGAAAUCUGUUUCUUAUUCAUAAGGUCGUGAAAGUACAUGAGAACUGACAAUGUCUAUGUUAAAGCUAGACAGCAGUAUAAUUUUGCUACAGGAUAAUCUUGGUAGCCAUUUACCUGCAUCUUAAAAACACUGGACAUGUCUUCCUUGAUAACAUAUUUUCUCACUGAAUUUUACUGGCCUUAGGAGAUAAUUGCCUUUGGUUCUACCAAAAAAGUAGGUUUAAAGGCAGCUGGCAAUAAAAAAGAUUGAAUUAAUAAUUUUAAAAUAAUCCAUAAAGAAAAAUCCCAGGAGUUCCUGUUGUGGCUCAGUGGUUAAUGAAUUCGACUAGGAACCAUGAGGUUGCUGGUUCGAUCCCUGGCCUUGCUCAGUUGGUUGAAGAUCCGGCAUUGCCGUGAGCUGUGGUGUAGGUUGCAAACGAGGCUCGGAUCCCGCAUUGCUGUGGCUCUUGCGUAGGCCAGUGGCUACAGCUCCGAUUGGAUCCCUAGCCUGGGAACCUCCAUAUGCCAUGGGAGUAGCCCAAGAAAUGGCAAAAAGACAAAAAAAAGAAAAAGAAACAUCCCAGGCCCAGAUAUCUUCACUGCUCUAUUCUACCAGACAUUUAAAGAAAUAGGGAGUUCCUGUAUUGGCUCAAUGGUAACAAAUCUGACUAGUAUACACAAGGACACAGGUUUGAUCCCUAGCCUCCCUCAGUUGGUUAAGGACCCAGUGUUGCCAUAAGCUCUGGUAUAGGUCCCAGGUGCAGCUCAGAUCCCACGUUGCUGUGGUAUAGGCCAGCAGCUACAGCUCCAAUUCUGCCCCUAUCUGGGAACCUCCAUGUGCCACAGGUGUGGCCUUAAAAAGACAAAAAAAUUAAAAUUUAAAAAAUAAAUAGCACCAAUCCUUUGCAAGCAAACACCAACUCAUCUUAUGAGUCUAGUAUCACCCGAAUACAAAACCAAAGACAUUGCAAGGAAAUGCAGGGCAAUAUUUAUUGUGAAUAUGGGCACAAAUCAAUACAAUACUCGCAUACUAAAGCAGCUAGCAGCAUAUAAAAAGGGUCACACACCAUAACUGAGAUUCAUCCCAGGAAUGCAAUGUUGGUUUAACAUCCAAAAUUCAAUGUUACAUGUAAAUUAUGCUCAUUAUUGGAGUUCCUGUUGUGGCUCAGUGGUUAUGAGUCUGACUAGUAUCCAUGAGGACGAGGGUUCGAUCCCCGGCCUUGCUCAGUGUGUUAAGGAUCUGGCAUUCCCGAGAGUACAGGUCACAGAUGUAGCUCAGAUCUGGUAUUGCUGUGGCUGUGGCAUACGCCAGCAGCUAUAACUCUGAUUCAACCCCUAGCUUGGGAACUUCCAUAUUCUGUGGGUGCGGCACUUUUUAAGACAAAAAAUAAAUUAUUUUCAUUAUUCACAGUAGUUGUAUCUAUAAUAUCACUAUGAAUACUGAAUUAGCGAAUACAGAGCCAUUGCUCCUAGGGGAAAUAUGUGUGUUUUAUAUAUAUUAAAUAGAUUAUAAUCCUAAAUCCUAAAAACAUUUUAUCCUGGUAGAUUCUGUUUAUUUUACAAAAGACAAAUGAAGUUCAGAAGUGACUUGCCUGAGGCCACUCAAGCAACAGGCCAGAGUUGGGAUUCAGACCCAUCCACCUGGCCCCAGAAUCAGAGCUUCUUGCUUUACACAGCCUUUCCCCCUGCCUUCUCCAUCCUCUAGUCAGCUCUGCAGGAGUGCUAAAGCAAGAAGACAAAACACUGCCUUGUUUGACCUCAGCUAAGAACAUGGACAUCAGGUAACUUAAAUUUCAUUGAGUCUGCACAUGCCCAUGGAUGAUCAUAAAAGCACUGCAAGUAUUGAUUUGUGAGUUAAAAAUUUUAAAUAAUGAGCAAAUUCACAAAACAGAAUCUUGAAUGAUGAGGAUCAUGUUCAUAAAGAGCCAAAGGACCACACUGUCUUAACUGUAUUAAUAGAUGCAGAAAAAGCAUUUGAUAAAAUUCAGCACCCUUUCAUGAUAAAAAUACUCAAACUAGGAAUAAAAGGGAACUUCCUCAAGAUGAUAAAGGGCAUCUAUACAAGAAAAACAAAAAAAAAUCUUAACACCGUUCUCAAGAGCAAUAGACUAAAUACUGAAUGUUUUCCCCCUAAGAGCACGAAUAAGACAAGGUUAUUCAUUCUCACCACUUCUAUACAACAUUGUACUCCAGACAGUAGCCAGGACAAUUGGGCAAGAAAAUGAAAUAAGGGUAACCAUACUGGAGAAGAAGGAAAACAAAAUGUAUUUCACAGAUGACAUGAUCUCGUUAUAUAAAAAACUAAGGAAUUCAUUUUAAAACUAAUGAGUUCACCAGGUUGCAAGAUAGAUACAAAAUCAACAUACAAAAAUAAGUGUUAUCUGCGCUAGCAAUGAACAUUAUAGAAUUGGGAUUUUAAAAUUCUGCUUAUAAUAGCAUUAGAUGAAUAAAAUAAAGCUGCAAAACACAGAGAAAAGGAGAUGUAAAAAAAAUGGAAAGACAUUUUUUUUCAGUUUGGAAGAUUUAACAUUGUUUAAAUGGCAAUACUGCCCACAUCACUCUGCAGAUUCAAUGCAAUUCCCAUCAAAAUCCCAGCUGGCUUUUUUGUAAACAUUGAUGAUAAAAUUCACACAGAAAUACAAGAAUCCCACAGUAUCCAACAUGAUCUUGAAAAAAGAACAGAGUGGAAAGAUUCACACUUAACCAACUUCAGAGUUUUUUACAAAGCUACAGUAGUCAAAACAGUGUUAUUAGCAUAUGGAUAGACAUACACAUCAAAGGAAUAUAAAAUAUAAUGGUCCAAAAACAAACCCAUACACUUUAUGAUCAACUGCUACUCGGUAAAGUUGCUAAUGGCAUCUAAUAAGAGUAGUCUUUCAACAAAUGAUUCUAGAACAACUAGGUAGUCACAUACUAAAGGACUCCUUCCUUAUACAGAAAUUUUCACUCAAAAUGGAUCAUACACCCAAAUAUAAUAGCUAAAACUAUAAGAUUCUUACAAGGAAACACAGAAGUAAAUCUUCAUGACCUGGAGCUAAACAACAGCUUCUUAGAUAACAACCCGCAAAGUACAAGCAACAAGGGAAAAAAAUGAGCUAAACUUAAUUUUUUGUGCUUUACGGGACACCACCAAGAGUGAAAAGACAACCCACAAAAUGAGGAAAUUUGAAAAUCAUAUCUGAUAAGGGACCUGUAUCCAGACUACAUGAAGAAUUCGUAACAAGCCUUUUAUACACUAGUACAUAACUAUGGUUACUAUGGAGCAAUGGAACUGUCCAAUGGGACUUUUGUGAUGAUGGAAAUGUUCUCUGUCUUCACUCUCCAAUUCGAUGCCUUCUAGUCCCAUUUGGUAAUUAGGCAACUGCAAUAUAGCUAAUGUGAGAGUCCGCGUUUUUUUUUUAAUUUUGGUUUUAAUUUACAAAGCUAUAUAUAGUGGCUUCUAUAGCCAACUGUGAAGCUGCAUAAAACAGGGUUAGAAGUUAGGUAGGGUAAAGGGAAUUUUGCCUUUCACUUUGUAUUUUUCUAUAUAUUUGAAUUUUUUAAAGCAUGUAUUUAUAAUCUUAAGACAUUUAAAAAAUAGCAAUGGUGCAGUUUGUUUUUUCCAUCAGCCAUACUUUUAUUUUACUUGAAUCUCUCACACCAAUUGCUUUGUCAGUUAGGCAUAGGAUUUUCUGUAACAUCAGUGGAAUUUAGAAAAGGUAACCUAUCUGCACCAAUGACAAAGUGAGGAAGAGAUUAGGAUAGUGAAGGCUUACUAAAUUCAAAGCUAACUUGAUUCUGGGGAAGGGAUAUUUUCUAGAAAGUAACUUUGAAAAUUAUAAAGUAGCAAUUAUAAAUUACAUGUUUUCUAACAAAAGAAAUCAAACCUCAAUACAUGGGAUCAUUUGAAUAUACACUUUAAAGGGUUAUUCAUCCAGAGAUGAACAGGUAGAUAAAAAGAGAGGUGUAGCCUUAGCAAAGAACGUCUUUAAAGAAUAUUGAAAAGGGAUAUCUAGACCUUUGGUUUUUCCUCAAUCUCCAGUGUUCAUUACUUUUUUUUUCCAAACCUCUAGCUUGCACAUGAAGAAACAAUGAAGUGGUCUCUUCAGUAAAGACAAUUUUUUCAACUUGUCAAACUCAAUCAUGGAGCCAGAUAACUGAGAUAUUGACACAAAGAUCUGCACAUGCUCAAUGUCAGGAUGAGAGCUGUUUUUAAAGGCCUAAUAAAUUUUAAGUUGUUUCCUGUUAUUUGAACAUUCCCCUCGGUAUUUGUAUGCUAUUGCUUUUAACUGUCACUGUUGCAAAAACUCACUUUACUUCAACCAGUUUUUCUAGUUCAAUAUUGUGAGUUUUAUUCAGGCCCAACUAAAAUAUAUUUUCAAUACUUGCCUUUGUAUUAUGACGUAUUUCUCAUUGAUAAACUUAAGAAAAUAUACCUAGAACAUGAGAAUAUUUGUAUAAAUGUAUGUAAUUUUUUUUCUCAGUUUAACAGCAUUAAAAACAUUUUAGCAUCAAAGUUUGGCUUUACU